This is a messenger RNA of Etheostoma cragini (Arkansas darter), 2878 nucleotides long. RefSeq lists its product as uncharacterized. Gene Ontology annotation, molecular function: cytokine activity; stem cell factor receptor binding. The record is from RefSeq and is a predicted model, not a curated record. Gene Ontology annotation, biological process: positive regulation of cell population proliferation; cell adhesion. The transcript is spliced from 7 exons. Bases 193 to 951 code for a protein of 252 amino acids. Gene Ontology annotation, cellular component: plasma membrane. Lineage: Eukaryota; Metazoa; Chordata; Actinopteri; Perciformes; Percidae.
AGGCGGCCUCUCCACCGCGUAAAAAGACUUCACCAAUCUGUCUGGACUAGAAAGCAGACUGCCAGCCCAUCCUCAAGUUUCACUACACGUUCCGACAUCACACACACACACACACACAAUGAGCUCUGUCUUUGAACUGAAAACACUUCAUUUAAUGCAGCGGAUCUGAGCAGCCACAGAUUUUUGCUCCAUAUGAGGAAGAAAAUCUUGAAAGCACCUUGUCUCCUCUUGAGUCUGUUCACAAGUUUGAAUCUCUGCUCCGGAAAAUUUGGGACGCCGAUAACUGAUGAUGUGAGCAAGCUGUCGUUAUUGAAGCAGAAUAUCCCGUCUGAUUAUGAGAUUCCUGUUAGUUACAUUCCCAAAGAAGUGGCUGGCACGUGCUGGGUGGUGUUAAAUAUCUAUCCUUUGGAGCAAAGUCUUCGAAAGCUGGCCAACAUGUUUGGUGCCAUCUCCUCCAACCAAGAAAACAUCAUUGUCUUCAUUGCGAUGCUGAAGAGUUUACGCUUCACCUUUGACCAUGAGGAACUGGAAACAGCGAUGCAAUUGUUCCAGUGUCACUAUCAGGACGGGAGCUUAAUGUCUGGUCUUUACUUUGAUUACAUCAAAGACGUCUUACAUGCCGCCUCUCAGGGAACAUCUGGCUUGUCAUGCAAGCCACCACCGUGCCUUAAUCCACAUCAAACACCAGGGGGUCAGAAGGAGAGCCGUGACAGAUGGACCAAAAGAACCCCCUUGCUUCUGGCUCUCAUCCCCUUCACAGCUUGUGUUGUUGUCGCCGUGUGGCUGGUCAAGUCUGGGAGGCUUUUACCAGUGUGCAACGCUGAAAAUAGCCAAACGGCACCUUCUGACAUGGUCCCAACUGUGUCCAUCUCUAUCCCACUUCAAACACUCACCCACGCUGCUGACACUCAGCCAGUGGGGGAGUUUAUUCCUGAACAUGAGAGCGGAUGAAGCAUAAUUAAUAGGAAAGGGAAAUCUGGAUACAACAACUCCCACUCCAGGUUGUUCUGUUAGUGGCAGGAGAAGGCUGGAUAAACGAGUGUCGGUCAGACACUCUUUCUCUGCUUCACUCAUCUGAGUGCAUGGACCCGAGCUACGAGAGAAAACUCACCUGCUGUGAAGGCAGGUGUGUCACAAAAUUCCCCAGGCACUUCUAGCACUUAACCAUCCAAAGAGGUUUUUUGGGAUCAGAGGAAGGACUUACUACAAAGUGGCUGGUUAUGUGCCAAAAUGGCUGGUUAUGUGCCAAAAUAGCUGGUUAACUACAUAACUGGUCUUGUCUUGGCCAGUGUUUAAAAGCAUUUGGCUAGCCUUCCCUGAUGUUGAGUUUUUUUCAUUUCUGCUUGUGUGGACUGUUGCCAUGCUCACCAGUUUUGCGAUGUGUUAAAAUGCAUCACUGGAGCCUUGAAUAAAAAUUAUAAGACAUAAUUUCAUUCUGAGAUGGGAGUCCUGUCAGUAAUUUGUUGUCUGUGUCCUGGUGGUCACAAAGACAGUCCUGUCCUUGCUGUGUAGUCAACAGCCAUUCCAAAUCCCAACCUGCUCCUGUAUUCUGACUUCUACUAAAAUGCAUUAGGGGUGCAUGCAAAGAAGUAUUAAUACUGCUUUUUGUGAAUGCAUCAAUAGUAACGUGCAUUUGAGCUCAUGCAGCUUGUCUUGUACUUGUUGUUGACAUUAUUCUGAUCUGUCACAAAUUGCAAAUCCGCUUGUCACAAACAACCCGCCAGGCACUUCAACAAGCGUACUACUUUGUGUAUCAAAGAUCUGACCAGAUGGCAGAUAGCCAUCGCCAGAGGCAAUUUGAAUCCCAUCAUUGUAUUUCAAAGCUGUUGCCCAGUGAUGUAUAGCUGUUGCUCGGCCACAGUGAGUGUGUUUUUAAUGCCUUAUUCACUGAGUCAAUCAUGUGCAGUCAUGAGAACAUGACUCCCCGAGUGUGAGCGCUCUUGUGCUGUAUGUGUCAGAGAGUUGGAGUGAGUGGCAAGGCAGACAGGACGAGUGAACGUGAGGGUGAUAGGGAUAGAUAGAUGGAUGGACGGAUGAGCUCAGUGAGAAGCAUAAGGAGGGCUUGUUCUCGCCACAAAAGAACUGGCCGUAGGCUGGAGGAAAUGCCAGUUACAAACACGACUGAUGUCGGCAGAUCCCUAUGAAUCAACAGGCUAGGAAUCUUUCCAGACCGCAAGCUGUGUAGUCUAAUCUGCAGGGAUGGUAGGAUGGUUACUAUUUCAAUAACUGUUUUCUGUAUUUGAAGGAUUUACUUCCAAAACACAUCAAUGAAAUAUGGGAAUAUACAUCUUUACUAAAAAUGUUUUGAUGUUGUAGGCAAGGUCUACAACUUUCUGUAACCCUCCUCAACAACUGUGCUGUCUUUCUGGUGACCAAUUUUUCAUUUUUGUAAUUUUGUGAAAAUCUCUGUUUGUAUUGUAUGGAAGAUAUUUUGUUAUAAUUUUUUUGUUAUUGUAGUAAGUUAUUUUGUUACAAGAUAAACUACUUACUAAAUUGAAUGAACUUUUGUAAUGUUGCAAAGAAACAUUUAAGUCAUGAAUGUCCAGGGGGUAGACAAAAUGUUGUGAACAUUCCGAGAAAACUAAUUAUAACCUUAAAGUAACCGAAUCAUAAGUGCAAAGUGUGCUAUAGCUGUGGGCCAUGAAGUCAGUGGUCAGUUUCUUUUUAUGAAAUGUUUUUGUCUGUUUAUUCAAUGCAAAAUCAUGUUGUCAUAAUGUCCUGAUCUAGUUGUCAUCUAUGUAAAUAUCUAUUCAUUAUUUGUUCAUCUUAUUAAUGUUGUCAGCAAAACGCCCAUCUGAAUGUUUCUUUGAAGUUCUUUUAAUAAAAAAUUAUAGAAUGCACACUACGUCCAAAGUUUACUUAACACGGACAACAUGGG